Molecule: messenger RNA, 8115 nt
Organism: Apis laboriosa (Himalayan honeybee)
Lineage: Eukaryota; Metazoa; Arthropoda; Insecta; Hymenoptera; Apidae
Product: insulin-like peptide receptor
Exons: 8
Coding region: 2515-6834 (1439 amino acids)
Biological process (GO): glucose homeostasis; positive regulation of phosphatidylinositol 3-kinase/protein kinase B signal transduction; protein phosphorylation
Cellular component (GO): axon; insulin receptor complex
Molecular function (GO): ATP binding; insulin receptor activity; insulin receptor substrate binding
Source: RefSeq, a predicted model, not a curated record
AGUGUCAAUUUCAUAGCGAUAAAAUUCUUGCGAUGUCUUUAUAUUUAAUAGCAUUCAAUACCGUUGUGAUCAUAUAAAAGCCUACAAUCGUAAUCGAAAUGUACUGUAAAAAAAAAUCUGAAUAUUUGAUCACAUUUCUGUCAUGUUAAAAAUGAAGGAAUAUCGUCGUACAAAUCGUCGUACAGAUCUCUAUAUUAACUACUGUUGAUUACUGUUACCAAACAAAUUUGAAACAAAUUUUAAAGUUUUACGAUAGACGAUAUUUGUUAUUAUCAUCUGUAAAUAAAUUUAAAAAAAAAAACAAAGUAGUAAAAAUAUAAAAUAUUUUUAAAAUCAAUUAAAAAAAAAAGAUAAUAAUAGAAAUAAAAAUUUAUCACUUCAUAAUAAAUAUAGCGUUUAAAUUUUGAGAAUUCUAUUUCAAUAUGUUCGUUUAUUUGGAAACAUUAGAGAUAAAAUUUUACGUGACGCGUUUUAUACUUUUUUUUCUUUUACAUAGAACGAACCACGAUUAAAUUUGAAUAAAAAGGAUCAGUCAUCGCGAACGCAUUAAUCACUUCUAACGAGUUUUUUUUAUACGACCUUCAUCGAGACAAAUAUAAAAAAUAAUACACGAUACUGUCGUUCAAAACAAUGAUCCAACACCACAACAAAAAAUGUUAAAAACAAGUUACUAAUACUCGCACGAUCAACAUGACACUGACAAUACACAUUUUCAUUUUCCCCUCUACGUACAAUAAAGGAUGAUGCUUCAUCCAUGAUGUACGCACUUAAGGGGACUUAUCGAAAGUUAACCUAUCAGCAUUGCCCACCAUCGAAAUUAAACUCCAGUUACCAUUCCGAUCGUUUGAACGAUAAAUAUUCACAUUCGGGACAAUAAUUUGGAAAAUAGAUGUAAUUUUGUUCGACUAUUUGCAGCUUCGGUCAUUUUAUUGUCCAAAUAUAUAUUCGUGAGUAAACGAUUAAACGUCGAACGAUAAUGGCUGAAGACAAGCGAUGGAAGGAAGGGCUAUCGCAUCGUAGAAUACGGUACUGAUGUUAGUUAAGGGCUUCGUACGAAUGGUGGCGCACAAAUCGGAUUCCCGACAAGACACGAGGAGGAUACUCGUAUUUCCACGACGCUUCUACGUCCAUGACCCGUGGCGAAGUCGGCACUCGUUCACGAUCGGAUCAGUACCAGCUGACUCGUUCGUCAGAAUGUUGGUGUGUGUUCUGUUAUUGCGUUUUUGAGGGCUGCCUCGUAUCAAGUGUUCUUUCGCCAUCAUUCUUGUGUCGGUUUGUGUACGCGAAGGCGAUACGAGAGGCGGUCAGAGUUUGAAUUGUGGAGCACGCGAGCACAGCCGAAAGUGAUUUCGGACUAUCGGCAUGCCGAGUAAUGCGGGACAUACGGCAGUGGUGCUCCGGUAGUGAUUGUGUUAUCGACGUGUCAUCAUCAUCGUCAACAUCGAGGACGAUCGACACGGAUCCAUUUCGUGGCCAGGAAUGUACGUAAUAUUUAUAAGACAUGCGUUCAACUGGCGGAGCUAUGAGGGGCGGGAAGUUCUUCAUCUUCAACAAGAAACUUCUCUGAGCGUGGUUCUUUCGUUCGCCGUCUGAAGAAGAAGCUGUGAGGGAGAAGAGGAAGAAGAGGGAGAAGGAGAAGGAGAAAAAAAAAAAGAAAGGGAAAAUACCUCCUCCCCCCUCCCUCCCCCAAGAAAAAGAAACGCAUAAGGAGAAGGAGUGGGCGUUUCCUUCUCUCGCGAAAAUUCAUUUUUUUAAUUCGUCUAAUUCGAAACGGGGAAACGGGGAAGGAUCGCAAAUAAAGAUCUUGGAAGUGGAAGAACUGUGGAAGAUCAAGGAUUGCGGUCUAUCCGCAACGCGGCGAGCAGCAGGAAGAGGAGAAUACGCGAACGAGGUCGUUCGGCAGUCAUUAAAGGCGGAUUGGCCGUGACCGCAGUUCAUCCUUCUUCUGUUUUACCGUUUUCUUUUUGCAUAAGAAGACGAAAAGUCGAGAUAAUAAAUCCCAGCGAAAUUUAUUCAUAUUUUUCGCUCGAGGUGGACCGAUUUUCUUCCCUUCUUUUCUUCUUCUUUUUUCCUUGCGAAAUAAUCGUAUUCAUGUGCGGAGGGGAGACGGUGGAGAGGCGGAAAGGUCUGGUUUGAAUCGGAUAUACCACCCACUCUCUCACUCUCUCUCUCUCUCUCUCUCUUUCUCUCACACACUCUCUCUCUCUGUUCUCGAAUCGAAUCGAAUCGAAUGAUCGAUCCUCCUCGGUCGGGAGAGAUCGAGGCAGGGGAGAAAAGGGUGGUUUGAACGGGCGACGACGUAACGCGACGAAGAGGUGUCGUCGUGGCACGUGGCGAUCGAUCGAUCGAUCGAUCGGGCGAAGGUGGAGGGGGAGGACGAAGGGAGAGGCGACAGGAGGAGGAGGAGGAGGAGGAGGAGGAGCAGGAAGGAAGGUAAUUCGGGGAAGGUUUGACGAUCUCGCCCCGUUCCUCGACCAAGGGCAGCGCCGCCGUGUUGUUGGCCGUGGCGAGAGGAUGGGGGGGACGAGGUGGCGGCGGUGGUCGCCGGUGAUGUUGCUGCUGUGCGCCGCUGUGUCGCUGGCCGCUUGCCAAUUCGAUGCAACUUGGAACACCGGCGCUCCCGCUCUCGACGAUGAUUACGACGAGAUUAGGAGAGGAUACGUGGCCGAUUACGGGAUCGAGGAGGCCGUCCUCGGGAAUGGACACCACCGCAAAAGGGACGAUCCCCGGGACCCGUUCUACGAGAGAAUCGGUUCCUACAGACGCAACAGGGCGAUUGAUUCCAGGUCGACGGAAGCGAACACGAAAUUGGCGGAGGAAGGCGGGCAACAAUCGAGGCUGUCCAAAUCGAGCGUGAAGUCGAGCGACUUGUCGGGCCGUGACAAGGUGACAAGGAAAUACAAAAAUGUGACGAUCGGCGAUGGGAUCUGUCAGAGUAUAGACAUACGGAACGCCGCGUCCGCGUUUGGAAUUAUGAAGGACUGCCGGGUGAUAGAGGGCUUCCUCCAGAUCGUCCUUCUCGAGAACAGCUCCGAGAGGGAUUUUCAACCGAUCAGUUUCCCUCUGCUCAGAGAGAUCACCGGAUAUCUCCUACUCUAUCGCGUCAACGGUUUGAAAACUUUGAGCAAUCUUUUCCCCAAUCUCGAGGUGAUCAGGGGAAACAUUUUGCUCACCGAUUACGCGUUCAUGGUUUACGAGAUGCAGAAUCUUCAAGAGAUCGGGCUGAAGAAACUUACCGAGAUCUCGAGGGGCAGCGUCCGGAUCGAGAAGAAUCCCGCCCUCUGCUACACCACCACCCUUAACUGGGACCUCAUCGUCUCCGCGGGGGAGAACGUGAUCAAGGACAACGGAGAGGAGGCCUCUUGCCCCGGAUGUUCCCACUGUCCUGCCGGUUAUUGUUGGACUUCCCAGUAUUGUCAGAGGAUGGAAAAACCGAGAUGUCACGAGCAGUGUCUGGGCGAGUGUCACGGCCCCACCGAGAGCAAGUGUUACGUUUGCAAGCAUUAUCGCCACGAGGGGAAAUGCGUCGAGACGUGCCCCGCCCAUCUAUAUUCCUAUCUCUCGAGGCGGUGCGUCACGAAAGACGAAUGCGUAAAGAUGAAUCGUCUGAGGAGAGUGUACUACGUUCUGGAGGAUGGCCUGGCAUGGAGACCGUUCAAUGGAUCGUGCGUGACUCAUUGCCCCGACGGAUACGAGGACGCCCUCGACGAAAACAACAUGACCACGUGUCGCGCUUGCAUGAACAGUUGCCGGAAGGUCGGGCACGGAGCUUUGAUCCGUCACAUAUCGGACGCCCAAAGUUUCCGGGGUAUAACGGUGGUGAAGGGGGCGCUCGAGUUCCAGAUACGAAACGGUAACCCGAACAUAAUGAACGAGUUGAGCGAGGCGUUCGGCCGGAUCGAGGAGAUAACCGAGUACGUGAAGAUCACCCAUUCGUUCCCGAUCACCUCGCUGAGCUUCUUCAAGAGGUUGAGGGUGAUCAAGGGCGAGCAGCUGGACAUAAACAACGCGAGCCUUUCCGUGCUCGACAAUCCGAAUCUGUCGAGCCUGUUCCCGCCCGAGCAGGAGAUCAGGAUCGAGAACGGCCGUCUGUUCUUCCAUUACAACCCGAAACUCUGCCUGUCCAAGAUCGUGCAGUUCAGCAAAAUGGUGAACAUCUCCAACUUCACGGAUCUCGAGGUCCAACCCCAGUCGAACGGGGAGAAGGUCGCGUGCAACAUAGUGAACAUAAACAUAACGGUGAAGAAUCUCGGCCCCGAUUACGCGGACCUGAUGUGGGACAGUUACAAGGCGCCCGAGGGGCAACAGUUGCUCAGCUAUCUGUUGAAUUACAUCGAGACCGAGAACGAGAACAUCACUUACGAGAUGAACGCCUGCGGCGGGAACAACACGUGGCAGAUACUCGACGUGGACAUACCUAGAUGGACGUCGCCCGUUUCCAAGCACAUCGCCAAUUUGAAACCGUACACGAUGUACGCCGUUUACGUGAAAACGUUCAACUCGAGGACAACGAAUUUCUUCGUGAACCCGAACGAGGUCGGCCAGUCGAGGAUCAUCUUCUUCAGGACCAAGAGCACCAUACCAUCCCCCCCUAUGAACGUGAUCUCGGGCCCGUACAGCGACACCGAGAUCCUCGUCAAGUGGGAGCCACCCUUGUUCCCAAACGGGCCCAUAGGAUACUACAUGCUAUCCGCCACCAUGAUCCGGGAGGACGAGGGUUUGAUCUCGUCCAGGGAUUACUGCAACGACACGUUGGAGAACGAGCUGGACGCGGAGGAGAGGACGGUGGUGGUGCCCGAUGUGACGGUGAAGACGCCCGUCGCGAGCAGGGGCGGCGUCUCGUGUUGCUCCAAGAACCCGGGCCGGAGCGUGGUCACGUCCAAGAAAUUCGAGAUAUUCUGCCACGAGAACACCACCAUCAGCUACAUAUCCCCCGGUUGGAAGGAUUACUGCGUGUACAACAACUACAACGCGGUCGACAACCGGUUCUACGAGUUGGCCAACAACCUGUCCACCCCCAGGCCGGAGGACGACAAAGUGGACGCGUCCAGACCGAGCAACGACAACAACAACGACGACGACGACGACGACAAUAAUAAAGUGGUGGUGGUGGACAAGGACGCGGUCAUGUACAACGUGAGCGGGCGAAACAAUUCGUACGUGAUCAACGAUCUGCGCCAUUACUCCCGCUACAUAGUGACCAUAGCAGCGUGCGGCGUCAAGGUGGACGAGUCGAACAUGUGCUCGUCGAUCCAGUACACGCACGCGAGGACGAGGAAGCGUGGCCGCGCCGACGACGUGGGCAACGUGAGGGUGAGGGUGACCAACAACACGAUAGUGGAGGUGUUCUGGGACCUGGUCAAAGAUCCCAACGCCCUCACCGUCUCGUACACCAUCGAGUACACGAAUCUGGACGUGAAGGACGCGAAGAAGAGCACCGAGUGCAUCCCCCGGACGAGCCAGCCCCGUACCGACACGGGCAGUUACCUGAUCAAGAAUCUGAGCCCUGGCAAGUACAGCCUUCGAAUGAGGUCCACCUCGUUGGCCGGGGACGGCCGUUUCUCGGACGUCGUCCACUUCUCCAUAGACCUGACCGACUCGGCACCCGUCACGUUGGUCGCGUUGCUCGUGCUCUGCGUCCUGGCAAUGGCAUCGGUAGUGUUGUUCGUCGUGUGGAGGCAUCACCGGAAGAGGAAGAAUCAGGAGAGAUUGAUCGCGAGCGUGAACCCCGAUUACAUAGAGACGAAAUACGUGAUCGACGAGUGGGAGGUGCCCAGGGAGAGCGUGGAGAUCUCGAACGAGCUUGGGUUGGGGAAUUUCGGCAUGGUGUACAGGGGCGUGUACGACAAGAGCGUGCCGGUGGCCAUCAAGACGAUCUCGAAGACGGCCAGCCAGAGGGAGAAGAACGAGUUUCUGAACGAGGCGUCGGUGAUGAAGAACUUCUCCACGUUUCACAUAAUCAAACUGAUAGGAGUCGUCUCGAUCGAGAACCCACCGUUCGUCAUCAUGGAGCUGAUGGAGAACGGGGAUCUGAAGACGUAUCUUAGGCGGAUCCGCGACACCCGCCUCGUGCCGGACACGUGCAGGAUCAUGAGAAUGGCGGCCGAGAUAGCCGACGGGAUGGCCUAUUUGGAGUCGAAGAAGUACGUCCACCGGGACCUGGCUGCGCGCAAUUGCAUGGUCUCCAAGGACCUGGUGUGCAAGAUCGGCGACUUCGGGAUGGCGAGGGACGUGUACGAGACGGAUUACUACAAGAUAGGGAGGAAGGGCCUGCUCCCGAUCAGGUGGAUGGCGCCCGAGAACCUGUCGGACGGCGUGUUCACGUCCGACUCGGACGUGUGGUCGUUCGGCGUCGUGCUCUACGAGAUCCUCACCCUGGCCGAGAUCCCGUACCAGGGUUUCUCGAACGAGGAGGUGCUCAGCCACGUGUUGCACAAAGGGACGUUGAACGUGCCACGCGAUUGCCCCGAGAACAUUCAAAAGAUCAUGGAGAAGUGCUUCAAGUGGCGGCCCAGCGACCGUCCAACGUUCAUGGAGAUCGUGUCCGAGCUCGAGCCGUUCCUCGGCCAAGACUUCUACGAGAAGUCGUUCUACCACUCGAUGGAGGGCGUGGAGAGCCGCAACUCGGGCCUGAAGAAGCCCUACCAUCACGCAGCCCCUAUCAGAUUCCAUUGGGGCAACGAAACCGCCAGGUGGGUCAAGGAGUUCGAGGACAACGUCACGCUGUUGGACCAGACCAAGGCCGGGACCAGCAGGGCGCGCAUCUUCAAAAACGGUUUCCAGCACUUUGGUAACGUAACCGCCAACAUGGAAGACGUGCCUCUCGAUCGAUGAGCUCGUAAAAAGCGAGUCCAUAUAUCCAUAUAUAUACAUACAUAUAUAUAUAUAUAUAUAUAUAUAUAUAUACAUACAUAUAUAUAUAUAUAUAUAUAUAUAUACACAUAUAUAUAUAUAGAAUUUCGCGCGAUGGCGCGCGUAUGUUCCUUCGAAGGGUCGAGAAGCGUCCCGCCCCCGCCCCCGCCCCCUCCCCCUCUCCCCCGACAAGUCGGAAAACUCGUUCGGAUACGAUACGUACAAAAGGAUAGUCAGGGCGGGGUGAAUCGUACGGAACGAGAGGGCCCGACGAGUUCGAUGGACGGGGAGAAGUGACAGGCAAGGAUGUUUUCUCUUUACUUUUUUUUUUCUCGUUUUUAUUAUUAUUAUUUUUAUUAUUAUUAUUAUUUUUUUUUUUCGUUCUCUUUCCCUCCUUCCCCCUGUUUUUUCUUGCCAACGGGAAGACAGAAACAAUGGGCAACAACUCGUGUUUCAUCGGUGCUCGUUGACUUUCGAUUAGGAUCUUGAUGAUGAUGAUGAUGGUGGUGGUUGAAACGUGAAAAAUGAUUUUUUCGCGCAUUCUUCCUUAUUAUAGACAGGAACGGAAGCUAAAUAUGCGCUGAGCCAAAAGUGUCUGAUUCUUGGUGUCGAAUUUCGGAUAUUUUUUUUUUUUUUUUCUCUCCUCUCUGCUAGAAAAGCGUAACCAAAACGUUCUUAGUUCUGUUCCUCUAUCGUGCAAGUUCUCGAGAAAGUUUGUUCGUUCCUUCAAAGAAAAAGAUAUAUAUAUAUACUUUUCAUAUGUAUUUUUAUGGUUUCGUUCUUUUUUUUUUUUUUCCUUCUCAUUUGCGAGUAUUUUUCGUUUUUCUCUUCCUCUUUCUUCUCCUCCUCCUCCUGUUCCUUCUCUUUUCUUUUCUCUCUAGAUUAGUUGAUAAUUCUAGAAUAGAAUUCUAGAAGAAUAGAAUUCGUGAAUUCUAGAUGAUGUUUCUAGCGACACGCGUUUCUGUUGUACUCGUAGCCUUGUAACGCGCAAAGAACUGAUUAAUUAUAUUACACGUAUUAUACGGAAAGAAGUCGCAUCAGAGGAUACGUAGGAUACGAUGAAUUCAUUUGUUAUUUCGACAUACGUUCAUCGUUGAUUAAAACUCGAAAUGUAGUAGAGUGUAUAUAACGACGAAUUCGUAUGUAUAUAUGUGUGCACGAGUUUCCGCGCGAGAAGCGGAAGAAGAGGGCACGCGUCGCGUCGUUACUUCCUUCGUCGAGGGAUCCCGAUUUCGAAAAAAGUUGCAAGCUCGUCGGAACGCA